Messenger RNA from Rattus norvegicus (Norway rat), 6015 nucleotides. NCBI's taxonomy places the organism in Eukaryota, Metazoa, Chordata, Mammalia, Rodentia, Muridae. The record is from RefSeq and is a predicted model, not a curated record.
GACCCCAUUCAUUUCUGUUUCCACUUUCCAUCGCCUUUGAUUAUUCCUCCUUGCUUUAUAAUGCCACGAAGCUAUUUAUGUCCACCUUCUCUGGGUAUACUUAAUUUUAAUUAGCAAGCGUGCACUUUGGAAUCUGGUUCUUGCCAGAGCUGUGCACAUCAAUUAAAAGACUCUUCGAGAUGUUACAGAAGCACCCCGAUGCCUCAAAAACAUAAUUAAAGUUCUUGAGAUGAGGAUUUGCAGACUAUUUCUGACGUUUGAUUUCCAGUAUUUUCCCAUCUCACUGAGCUCAGGUCAAGCAAAUACGGGUCUAACUUUUUGGGAGAGCUAAACCUAAAAGCCUACAGGAGACGGCAAACUGUGCCUGGUUCAGACAGCAUCAGCCUUGUUUAGCAUAGUUGGAGUUUUUGUUCUCUCUUUUCUGUUUUCCUUUUUUUUUCCAGUGCUAGGGAUUGAACCCAAGACCCUACACACUCUAGGCAAGUUCUCAGUCACUGAGCUAUCCUCAGCCUUACUACUUUUCCUCAUCCUUAACUCUUCUAUAACUCUAAAUAGAUUCUAAAGGGUUUCUUUUUUUCUUUUUUUUUUCUUUUUUGGCUAAUUCACUGUGGCUUUAUUUUUUCCUAUCUCAGGAAAUCCCAUAUCCUGUCUUUUAUUCAUGAAGUAGAGAAAUGGGUCAAGGCAAGAUACUAAGUGAGCCUUUCCUUAAGACAACGUGGGUUGUUGCUACGUUCAGCUAGGGCAUCCAUACUUCGGUAAAGGCAUGCCGUUAGAUGGAGUGACUCUUCUAAAUUCUACGAUUUAGCUCUCAACCUUGUAGGAUAAGAAGCAGAUUCUUAGGGAUACCCAGCAGAAAAUAGAGUAAGCAUGAACUCAGAUCAGAAACAAAUUUGCAGCGGUGAGAAGAGUCGAAGUGAUGGCCAUUUUCUGAAUGCCUUCCGUGGGUCAGACGCCACACUGACUGAGUCCAUUUUAAAAUCUAAAACCUCUUCUUGUUUUCAAGACAUGGUCUCGUGAAGUUCAGAUUGGCCUGUGUAGCUAAAGAUGACCUUGAAUCCCUAAUAUGUAUGUCUCCAUUUCCUAAAUAUCAGGAUUACAUACCCAGCUACUUCUGCAGUAGAGUGAUUAGACAAGCAUUGCCAGUAUUUGCUUGGGGACUUCCCCUUUUCUGCACUGUCACUGUGGAGGCCCAGUGUACCUCAGUUGGGCCACCAUUCAUACCUAUCUACACAGUGUAUAGCUAUGCUGUCCUACAGAACUCGCUCUGGUGCUGGACAUGUCCCGAAUCUACUUUCGUCCAGGGCAGCAAGCACUGUGAGCAGGUAGAGCACUGGAGCGUGAGUAGUAGCUUCAGGAGCUGCGUCCACAUUCUCAAGUGCAGGUGGACUUAGCCAUUGGCUACUGUCCCAGACAGCACGCCUUUGCAGGAAAUCGAGAAGGAAUGGUUACCAGGAGGCAGUUUGUCCUCUUGGGGAGAAUGGAGGGAACCAAUCCAUCUUUUGCGUGAGUCUUACUUGGGGACAAGGGUUCCCUGGAGCUACUAAUUGCUCGUCCCUUUUUGCCUAACAUUUCUAUCAACCCAUGUUGGUUACAUAUAAUUAUGGGUUUCCUUGUGGAAUCUUCAUGUAUAUACGUACAUGAAUUUUUAUCUUUUUUAUUGCCCAUCACUCCUCCCCCUAGCCUUUAUUCUCCACUCACCUCCCCCCCAGCAUUCUUGCUGAUACCCCAGUGUGAUGAUUUGAGUAAAAAUGGCUCCCAUAGUCUCCUAGAGAGUGGUACUAGCAGGAGGGAUGGCCUAGUUGGAGUGGGUGUGGCUUUGUUAUAGUCGGCGUGGCAUUGUUGGAGGUCAUGACAGGUUGGUCUGUGAGGUCUCAGAUGCUGAAGCCUGGCCAGUGUGUCACUGUCUCUUCCUGCUGCCUGUGGAUCCCAAUGUAGAACUCUUAGCUCCUUCUCCAGCACCGCGUUGGCCUGUAUGCGGCCAUGCUUCCUGCCGUGAUGACAACGGACUAAGCCAGCCCCAAGUACAUGUCUGUCUUUAUAGGAGUUGCCGUAGUCAUGGUCUUCACAGCAAUGAAACCCUAUCUAAAACACCUAGUUAAUCUCCCUUUUGCUUUCAUGUGUUUUUAUAUUGAUGAUACAAUAAGUUUUAUUAAAGCUGUUUACAAGUCCUGGGUAAGGGCUUCUUUAUAAGAGUGUGAACCUAUUGCCAGAAGUUAUCUGAGCUGCUGAAGAAAAAUCUCUCUUCCUUGUGAUCAUUAAGUGCCUACGGAUGUUCAGGGAGGUAUAUGUUCCUGAGAAAACCCUCUGCUCAGCUUCCAUUGUCUGCCUCUAGGUCCCGGUGGGUGGGCACAAUGGCCCUUCUGCCCAGUGAUAAAAUGAGUCUGAUGGAAUCUGAAGCCAAGGGUUAAGGUCUCUGCUUCAUUCCCUCUAAGCUAUACAAAGUCACUUACCCUCACUGAGUGGCCAUCCGUCCUCUGUAAGAUAAAGUUGAAGACAGCGGGCCUCAGGAAUAAAGCACUGCCACGUGUGGUAGAAGCGAGGCUCCUGAGAGAUAAUCUGUUAAUACACUUUGGACACUUGUGAAGGCUGUGGAGCUGACAGCAAUUAGAGCAGGAAUCACCCUUGUCUCUGGAUUUGCUUUCAUGCUGAUAAUCUCAUUUUAUCUUCACGGCAGGCCUGUGAAGGGUGUAGGCGGGGAUGUUAUCUAUAUGUCUCCAUCUGGUGAUGCAGACAAACGGGGCCCACAGCAGCCCAGAGUCCUACCUAAAGUCAUAGAGCAUGCCUGGUAGCAUUAUGCCUGGAGUCAACCCUGAGCAUUCUGAGUCCCCUGCUCACGCUUUCUCAGAAACAACAACAACAACAACACAGCAAAGUCUUAAGGUUGACAUUCAGAAAUUAUGUACAGGGUUUGUUUGUUUUUUUUAAAUGGAACCAUUUCUAUCCAAUAAGAAAGCCAAGCUACGAUACCCAACUAUGCAAAUACAAAUAUCAGUGCAGUGGCAAUAGCCACCAAUGUACUUAUGGUAUUUUUACAUUCUUUUAUUUAAAUCAGAUAUGACUAUGAGCUGUGUUAUUGUCACCUCCACCCUUUAAAACUUAGGGAGUUGGAGGCGGAGAGAUGGCUCAGCGUUUGUUCCCUGUUGCUCUUGCAGGGGAAUCCAAGAUUGGUUCCCAACACCCAUGUGACAGUUCACAGUCUUCUGUAACUCCAGUUCCAGAAAAAUCCAACACCCUCUUCUGGCCCCUGUGAGCAGCAGGUACACAUAUGUCAUGCACAUAUAGAUGUUAGCAAGAGACCCAUAUCCAUGCCAUAAAAAUAAAGAUCAGCUUUUUUGUUUGUUCUUUGAGACAGGAUUUCUCCAAGUAGACCUAGCUUUCCUAGAACUUGCUCUGUAGACCAGGCGGGCCUUGAACUCAUGGAAAUCCACCUGCCUCUGCCUUCCUAGUGCUAGAAUUACAGGUGCAUGCCACCACCACCUUGGCUCAAUCGUUUAUUUUUUUUCUAAUGAGGAAAUAAAGGCAGAAAAUAGCUUAUGUAUCACAGAGCUUGCAAAUAGCAAGAAAGACUGGAUUUAUUAAAUUUAUUUAUCUUGUUUUUGGCUACUGGGCCUCAAUAUCAUAAGUUGCAUGGCUUAAACAACAAAAUGUACUGACUUAGAGUUCUGAAGACCAGAAGUUUAAAAUCAGGGUGUCAGUAGGGUUUGAUCCUCCUGGGACUCCUGGGAAGGAAUCCUUCUAGAUCUUUCUGUUUGGGUUAUCAAAGCCAUGUUUUGUCUUUUUGCUUCAUUUUCCAUCCACAGGAUGUGUCCCUUCCCUGCCCCCUUCACAAGGACAUGAGCCAUAGUGGAAUCUCUAAAUAAGGUCGCACUGUAAGGUCCUCGGGGAUAGGAUCUCAACAUAUGAACUGGAAUGUGGACAGGACCAUUCUUCACAUAUUACUUAGAUACAAACCCAUUUUUCCAGGUCCAUAGUAGGCUUCUCAUGCCAUUACAAAUGCAUAUUGGUUACUAAAGAAAGAUCCAUCAGCGUGGCGUUUGACCUCUAACCAGUCUUAGAGGCAGUGAGCAGAAAUUUACCCUCUAAAAGUUCUUAGGCUGGGAGAGAUCUCCCCAAAAUGUUUAUCUAAGACACCAGUUUCCAGCUUACUAGGCAAUUUGGCAUUGAGGACUUUUCUCAUAAACAUUUACAAAUAUUCCGCUCAGCAAUGGAGUUAAUCAGUAAACCACACCAACCUCUGGCCCCUGUCACUUCUUACCUCGGCUCCUUCUCAGUUGCCGUGAGGAAGCUAAGGAUGGUGAUGCAGUUUCAGGGUUUAGAAAAUCCAAUUCAGAUUAGCCUUCAACACAGCCACCGGCUGUCAGGAUUCGCGUCCGACAGGAUGAGUUCGAAGCCGGCUAAAGGAGUGCUAACAGAGCACGCGGCAGGUCCUCUGGGGCAGAAUCUGGACUUGGAAUCGUACUCCCCAUACAACAAUGUGCAGUUUCCUCAAGUUCAGCCACAGAUCUCCUCCUCGUCCUAUUAUUCCAACCUGGGUUUCUACCCGCAACAACCGGAAGACUGGUACUCUCCUGGACUCUAUGAACUCAGGCGAAUGCCCACUGAGAGUGUGUACCAGGGAGAGACUGAGGUAUCCGAGAUGCCUGUGACAAAGAAGCCGCGAAUGGCCGCCUCAUCGGCGGGAAGAAUAAAAGGGGAUGAGCUGUGUGUGGUCUGCGGAGACAGGGCCUCUGGGUACCAUUACAACGCGCUCACCUGCGAGGGCUGCAAAGGUUUCUUCCGAAGAAGCAUCACCAAAAACGCCGUGUACAAGUGUAAGAACGGGGGCAACUGCGUGAUGGAUAUGUACAUGCGUCGGAAGUGCCAGGAUUGCCGGCUAAGGAAGUGCAGAGAGAUGGGAAUGUUGGCUGAAUGUAUGUAUACAGGUUUGUUAACUGAAAUUCAGUGUAAAUCUAAACGGCUAAGGAAAAAUGUGAAGCAGCAUGCGGAUCAGACAGUGAAUGAGGACAGCGAAGGGCGUGACUUGCGGCAAGUGACCUCCACGACCAAGCUAUGCAGGGAGAAAACUGAACUCACUGUAGACCAGCAGACCCUCCUGGAUUAUAUUAUGGACUCAUACAGCAAACAGAGAAUGCCACAGGAGAUCACAAAUAAAAUCUUAAAAGAAGAAUUUAGUGCAGAAGAAAAUUUUCUCAUAUUAACAGAAAUGGCUACCAGUCACGUACAGAUUCUCGUAGAAUUCACAAAAAGACUUCCAGGGUUUCAGACACUGGACCACGAAGACCAGAUUGCUUUGCUCAAAGGGUCCGCAGUCGAGGCCAUGUUCCUUCGUUCAGCGGAGAUUUUCAAUAAGAAACUUCCUGCCGGACACGCAGACCUGUUGGAAGAAAGAAUUCGAAAGAGCGGCAUCUCCGAUGAGUACAUAACCCCGAUGUUUAGUUUCUAUAAAAGUGUCGGGGAGCUGAAAAUGACCCAGGAAGAGUACGCUCUGCUCACAGCAAUUGUCAUCCUCUCUCCAGACAGACAAUACAUAAAGGAUAGAGAGGCAGUGGAGAAGCUUCAGGAGCCUCUGCUCGAUGUCCUACAAAAACUCUGCAAGAUCUACCAGCCCGAGAACCCUCAGCAUUUCGCCUGCCUCCUGGGUCGCCUGACAGAACUCCGGACAUUCAACCAUCACCACGCUGAGAUGCUGAUGUCUUGGAGGGUGAAUGACCACAAGUUCACCCCGCUCCUCUGUGAGAUCUGGGAUGUGCAGUGAAGGACACGGGGAGAGGCUAGCUCCUUGUCCUCCUCAGAGCAGCAACCUGGUAUUGGACUUCCCUUCUUUUCAUUUGUACCAGGUCUCACUCAAGAAUCUCAAUGAAUAUUUAUGUGGCAAUUAUACAAUUCCCACAACUGUAAAUACAGGCUCCAUAGAAUUGCUUCCCCUACACUGUAUUUUACAAGGCUUCGGGAAACCCCACUGACACGCCCUUUUUGCCUCAUUAAAUCAAUUGUUACUUCAAUUUUGUCAACUGA